GGGGUGACGUCACGCGACCCCAGCAGCCCCCCACUCUGCAGAGUAUAAAUGGAGAAAGUUUCCUGUCAGAUCAGUGAAGCAAUAAACCAGCAGCGCGCGCAGACUCAUCAUCAGACUCAUCAUCAGCCUGCCUGUCUGAUCUCCUCUCCUCUGAUCCUCUCAGCGCGCAGCAGCAGCAGCACCAUGGACAGCGCCAGAGCAGCCCUGUACCUGGGGAUCUUCAUCCUCGCGCUCAGCGUCCUGUGCCACGGCCAGGGGGCUCUGGACAACCGACUGUCAGCGCACGGGGAGCAGCAGCUCAUCACCCGAGACCUGGCUGAAGCUCUUGAAGAUAUGUUGGAUGGAGAUGAAGAUAAUCGGAUACAACUGGAGAAAAAAGCCAGUGUCAUUCCACGGUGCGAUGUUGGGGAGCGCUGUGCUCUGAAGCAUGGACCUCGUAUCGGCCGCCUGUGUGACUGCAUGAGAGGAACUGCCUGCAACACCUUCUUCCUGCGCUGCUACUAAACCCCCCAAGUUACAUUUCCCAUGAGGCAGUGCGCGACUGGCCUGGAAUGCGCUCCUCCGUCUCAUCGUUUAUUUGUGAAUUUGUACUGUUGAUGAUGUUGAUGUGCUGAAACGUUUGCUGUUGUAUUGUUCGUAAUUUUGAAUCUAUCUUGACAUGUAUGUUUAUGAUUAAAUCAUAGCUACGAUUAAAUAGAUUUAUUUUUGUUUAAUAAAAUGUCGUUAAGGCCAAUUGA
Astyanax mexicanus (Mexican tetra) is the source of this 737-nucleotide messenger RNA. It is a transcript of the gene cart4, whose product is annotated as cocaine- and amphetamine-regulated transcript 4. The transcript is spliced from 3 exons. Lineage: Eukaryota; Metazoa; Chordata; Actinopteri; Characiformes; Acestrorhamphidae. Gene Ontology annotation, molecular function: neuropeptide hormone activity. Gene Ontology annotation, biological process: positive regulation of MAPK cascade; cellular response to starvation; G protein-coupled receptor signaling pathway. The record is from RefSeq and is a predicted model, not a curated record. Bases 49 to 504 code for a protein of 151 amino acids.